AAUCAGAAACCUGAAAGGCUUCUAGUUUGCGCGGCUUCUCGGCUGUACUCCCUCCUGCGAAGGCGAGACUCUGUAUAAAUACAGAACCUUCGCCAAACCCCCACAGAUGGGGUGAUCUCUCUCUGUGUCUGCGUACGAGACAGCCUUCCGCCAUGGAAUGUCUCGACAUCUCCGCCGUCUCCUCUCCUGAAGCCCCGCCCGUCCGACCCCGGCUUCGCCCGGAAACCCCAUCCCCAGAUAGUAGAGAGAAACCAACCUACAUUAGGUUCCUUGUCUCAAAUAUUGCGGCUGGAUGCAUCAUUGGAAAGGGUGGCUCAACAAUCACAGAAUUUCAGUCACAGUCUGGAGCUCGUAUUCAGUUAUCACGUAAUCAUGAAUUCUAUCCAGGAACAACAGAUAGGAUAAUCAUGGUUUCUGGUGUCACUAGUGAAAUAAUAAAAGCAAUGGAACUUAUCCUUGAGAAACUGCUGACAGAGGCUGAAGAGAGUAAUGAUGCUGAAAGUAAAUCCAAAGUGAGGCUCAUUGUGCCACAUAGCUCUUGUGGUGGCAUAAUUGGGAAAUCCGGAUCUACCAUAAAGUCAUUUGUUGAAGACUCGGGGGCAGGCAUCAAGAUAUCACCUCAGGAUAAUAAUCAUGUUGGGUUGAAUGAUAGACUCGCUACAAUAACAGGGUCUCUGGAGGAACAAAUUCAUGCAAUAUUUUUGAUUUUGUCAAGGUUAACUGAAGAUACUCAUUAUUCACAGUCCAUAAUCACUCCAUAUCCAUAUGCAGGUUUCAACGUUGCUGGUGCUCAUGGUAUUCCAAUUGGAUGCAUGAUUCCUUCGGUGGCAUGCAACCCAAUAAGUGGAAUGAAUGGCUAUGGAGGAAAAUUCCCAAACAAUAAGGUUAUGACAUCAACUUUUGUCUCUACAAGGUCAUCUGCUGGGACCUCUGGAAGCCGAGGCAACUCUUUGAUGAUUGGUGUUGCAGAUGAGCAUAUUGGAGCUGUUGUUGGUCGUGGAGGAAGGAACAUAAUGGAGAUCAGCCAGGUUAGCGGAGCAAGGAUUAAAGUAUCAGAUAGAGGUGAUUUCAUUUCUGGUACAUUUGAGAGGAAGGUCACAAUAACGGGUUCCUGGGGAGCAAUCAAUGCAGCUGAAUCGAUGAUCAUGCACAAGAUAUCAUCAAUUUCUGCAAGAUGAUAGCUUUUCAUUUGUGACUUGAGGAUCUUUUUGCGGUAUUCUCAUGGAUAACUGUUGUUGCUAAGAUCUGUACUUAUGAUAACAAGGAAGGACAAUGUAUAUGUUGUCGAGGGCUGAGGAAAUGAGGCUCUUUCCGAACUUGGAUGGGCAGGAUAAUGUAACCAUUUUACUUGACUGUUGCUAGAUUCUACUGUAUGCAACAUUGAGUUUUUCAGAUCAAGUGGGCUCUGCAUCUAGUAUUUUUAUCAAGUUCA
Messenger RNA from Phoenix dactylifera (date palm), 1432 nucleotides. RefSeq names its product protein BTR1-like. Gene Ontology annotation, molecular function: RNA binding. NCBI's taxonomy places the organism in Eukaryota, Viridiplantae, Streptophyta, Magnoliopsida, Arecales, Arecaceae. The record is from RefSeq and is a predicted model, not a curated record.